This is a messenger RNA of Capronia coronata CBS 617.96, 858 nucleotides long. RefSeq lists its product as uncharacterized. The record is from RefSeq and is a predicted model, not a curated record. Gene Ontology annotation, molecular function: methyltransferase activity. NCBI's taxonomy places the organism in Eukaryota, Fungi, Ascomycota, Eurotiomycetes, Chaetothyriales, Herpotrichiellaceae. The coding region runs from base 1 to 858 and encodes 285 amino acids. The transcript has a single exon.
AUGUUCAAGGCGGCCAAACGCUCUCCUGGGACAAGGCUUACAAACACCCCGACCGAACGCCUGGACGUGGGUGAAGGCAAGGAGAAUCGACCAUUGCCCUUGCGAAUGGCGCCCAGGGUUCUCGACUUGGGCUGUGGGACGGGUGUAUGGAUGAACGACAUGGCCAAGGAAUAUCCCCGUGCCCAAUUCGUAGGCAUCGACAUCCAUAACAUGUCCCACAACAGCCAUAACGACAACAUCACUGUUUAUGCCCCCUUCGACUACGAAAGCCCUUGGGCCAUAGGGGAGAAAUCUUGGGAUCUGAUCCACCUUCAGAUGGCACUGGGCAGCGUGUCCGACUGGUCUGGGCUGUACCGCAAAAUCAUCAAGCACCUUGUCCCUGGAACCGGCUGGUUCGAGUCCGUCGAGUUGGAUUUCGAGCCGCGUUGUGACGACGGCAGCUUGAAGCCGGGCAAGUUGACCGAAUGGUGGGAAAUCUACUUGAAGCAUUUUUACCAGACCAUCAACCGCCGCAUCCAUUAUGACCCCAACACCGGCGAUCUGCUCAAGGCGGCUGGAUUCAAGGACAUCCACCAUGCCGUCUACAAGAUCCCGCUCAAUCCGUGGUCGAACGACAGGUCGGAGCACCGCGCCGCAAUAUGGUGGGGGCAGGUCAUGUCUCGCGGCACCGAUCGCGACGGCGGCUACGGCAUGGAAGCCCUCAGUCUGGCUCCCUUGUGCGGGUACAACGGCUGGAAGGUGGACCAUGUAGAACGUCUCUGCGAAGACGCCCUGACACAGGCCGCCCACCCGGACUGCCACGUCUACAACAACCUUCACGUCUGGUGGGCGCGGGCUCCCGAGAGUACUGGUUUCUGA